Molecule: messenger RNA, 1710 nt
Organism: Paralichthys olivaceus (Japanese flounder)
Lineage: Eukaryota; Metazoa; Chordata; Actinopteri; Pleuronectiformes; Paralichthyidae
Source: RefSeq, a predicted model, not a curated record
CCACCUACAUUUUGUCAGUCGUUCAUGGCUGGUGAUCAUGACAGCUUUUGUCGUAGAGACUCUCCAAACAUGUGCGAGCAGACAUUUGGCAUGCUCCAUGAAGACAGCUUGGUUGAACAAUGGAAAAUCACCAGUCCUACAGUGUCAACACAAAGUACUCCGGCAAUGCUGACCCAGAAACAGCUGGUGGGAAAAUUCAGCAUGGUGCAGAGGGAGAGAAAUGGAACAGUUAGGAAACAAAUAUUUAAACAUGACGCCUUUCAGAAUUACCUGCAAGAGCACAUCAAGCAACCAGAGCCGUUCUCUGCAGCUGUAAACCUCCCAAACCAAUACCAGAUCAAGGUGACCCCUAAUAGAGGGAACAUUGGGAGCAUGAACCAGUAUUCAAAGCAUCACAUCCUGCAAAGCCAGAUACAGGACAAAUUCAAACCACAGAUGCAGAGAGAAAAGAAGAUGGUACAUAUGCCUGGCAUUUUGGGAGAAGGCUUCUCUACAAGACCCCUAACCAACACAAAUACAAGAGAUGGAGAAAGGAAACAGGUCUUCCCUCAGAAACCAUGGUUUGACUAUCAGGGAGGCAUUCAAUCUCAAAGAUUUAAUAGAGAGAACAGCAUGGUCAGUGCAGGGAAUUCAGAGCAGUACAUACCUCCAAUGUCUCCUCAAAGUGACUUCAGAGGGCACCCCAGCAUUCCCUUAAACUUCAGCCUCAGAUCCACGCUGUCCAACGGAAGUGCUGUUUCAGGCGAGGAUUUCAGGGAAAUGAUGACCCGCAAUGCAGAGAGCACUUAUCAUGGCAGGGCCUUGGCUGCGACAACUCCAAUGGCGAUGAAUCAAGAAGGACCCGCAAUCCAGCUUCUUGCAUACCUGGACGAGUGUAACAAGCAGUGGAGGUGUUUAAGCAUGGAGAGAAAGAUGACAGAGACCAUCCUUGCUAAGAUGUUUGUGGGGAAAUGGACUGCAGCACUGAACAACACCAUCAUUCCAAAAACUCCACCAAACCCCACCAGAGUUGACCACCUCAUUGUUAAACAGAUGACGGAGCACGCAGAGUUGGCCAGCCUUCUGUAUAGGAUGGAGUAUCUGUGUAACAUUCCCAUCCACAUCAACAUCCGCACAGCCCUGAACAAGUAUCAUGAGGCUAUUUGCAGCGCCCAGGCAAGACUCAAGCAAAUCGCUAUCAUGUCCAAACCUCAGCAGCAGAGAGCUCACGUCACAGACAGCCAAGACCUCCUGUUGGUCAUCACACUCAAGCACCUAGCUGCCACCACGAGGAAGUUCCGCGCAGCCCUCUGGUGUGUUGUCCAGUUGACGCUGCUGCAACCUGUCAAGAGGCAGGAUGACCAUGUCAACAAGGAGGCGUCACACAGAAAUGGGAACACCUCUCCAUUUCAGGGAAACUCCUUCAGGUUUUGACUCAGCAGUGAGUUAAAGGUCCUGAUUAAAUGAAAUCCACCAUAUUACCAUUUAUUGGCAGCCAGGUGAUGAAAUUAAUGAUUUGUGACAGUUGUGUUCGGAAGUACCUGUGAUGUUAUUUAUCCUGCUGCAUCUCAACUUCAGUUAUCAUUUAAAACUUAGUGUCCGUUCCAAACUAACAUGAGUCUUGCUCCUUCGUUGUAUUUUAAGGCACUAUUUAUCUGGAAGAUUUCAGUGAAUUCUUCUUUGUUUUUACUUGUACUAUUUAUUAUUAUCUAUUGGCAUGUAGUGAGACCU